AUGAACACCGCAUUUCUAAACCCAAACGCCGCUGUUCCGUCAGCAUCCCAUAACUGCUUCUCUAUUGUGGCUCCAAGCUCAACCGUCACUCCAAUCACUCCUCCAUCAGAAACUACCCCAUCCUCCAUCAUGGCCACUGCACAGACAGUGCUCAGAGCACAGGCGCAGGCGCUUGAGCACAUCGCUGGUCUCUACACUGCUGAUUCUCACACCCAGUCUCAAUUUUUCCUCAGUCUUCAGUACCUUCACAAUGCAAUCCUCUCAAAUGGCAAAAUCGUCAUAACCGGAAUGGGAAAAAGUUUUAAAAUUGCUGAAAAACUCGUCGCUACACUAAACUCAUUAGGCAUCCAUGCUGCCCCUCUACAUCCUUCUGACGCUCUUCACGGUGACCUAGGUGUCAUCAAAGCCACUGAUGCAAUCAUCAUGAUUACUGCUUCAGGAAAUACCCCAGAACUCCUUGCUCUUGUCCCACACAUUCCUGCAGGUAUCCCGGUUCUUUGUCUUACAAAUACUCCAAACUCACCAUUAGCUGCUGCUCAUGCUUCAGCUACUCUCUCAGCUCAUAUCCCAACUCAUUUAUCUGAAAAGGCAGUCUAUGGUCUUCCCGCUCCUACAACCUCUACCACAGCAUGUCUUGCUGUUGGUGACGCAGUAUGCAUAACAUUGGCAGAAAUGCUUGAAGCAGAUGUGCGUCAGCGUAGUCGCAGCUUCGCGCGGUGGCAUCCAGGUGGUGCCAUUGGUAAGGACUUCAAGAAGGAGGGUGGUCGCAAGUCUGAUUCUAAAGAUGACAAUGGCAAUAAUGAUGAGGAUGACGAUUUGGCUCAAGAACGCAGAUUGCAUUCAAUACAACGCAAAAUCGUUCCAUGGCGAAAUGUUGCACAGAUUGAAACAGCACAGGAUCUUUCUGAAGUCCAAUUUCUGCGAUCAUGUGCAGGUAAACCAUGGGCCAUUGUCGACUCGCGGUAUUUGGUUGCAACAAGUCCUGUUGUUGAUGCACUUGAGGGCGAAAUUUCGGUAGUAGAAGCUCUUACCAAGGAUCCUAAUGUUCCUCGACAGGACCUGUUUUUAGUUCACAAACACAAGGAAACCCAGCUGGAUACUUUUGACAUUGAUGAAUAUGAACUUGCUUUGAUUUUGGACGCAGAAGGAAAAUACUGUGGUAUAUACGACGGGCGCACUUAG
Magnusiomyces paraingens is the source of this 1182-nucleotide messenger RNA. RefSeq lists its product as uncharacterized. The record is from RefSeq and is a predicted model, not a curated record. Gene Ontology annotation, molecular function: carbohydrate derivative binding. The coding region runs from base 1 to 1182 and encodes 393 amino acids. The transcript has a single exon. Gene Ontology annotation, biological process: carbohydrate derivative metabolic process. Lineage: Eukaryota; Fungi; Ascomycota; Dipodascomycetes; Dipodascales; Dipodascaceae.